Molecule: messenger RNA, 1830 nt
Organism: Leptinotarsa decemlineata (Colorado potato beetle)
Lineage: Eukaryota; Metazoa; Arthropoda; Insecta; Coleoptera; Chrysomelidae
Product: Exonuclease tos
Source: RefSeq, a predicted model, not a curated record
UCAGUUUUCCUAUAUAUAAAACAUAACCACACUACGAAGUGUAGUUCGCUCUUCAAACUAUGGAAAUUUGAACUUCAAUAGUAAUUCUGAAUUGAAGAAGUCAUAAUGGGAAUAAGUGGAUUAUUGCCAUUUCUCGAAAAAGCUACAAAACCAUGUCAUAUAUCAGAGUUUAGAGGUACAACUGUAGUUGUAGACACUUAUUGUUGGCUACAUAAAGCUGCCACUGCUGUUUCUUUUCAUUCAUCUGAUAAUGAUAAUCAUACCUAUGUCAAUUACUGCGUCAAGUAUAUUAAACUGCUACGGUCCCACGAUAUAAGGCCAAUACUUGUUUUCGAUGGCAAAAACUUGCCUGCAAAAUCAGAGACUGAAUUGAAACGAAGAGAAUCUCGAGUUAAAGCUAAACAUAGGGCUGCUGAAUUGUUACGAUUAGGUAAAACUGAGGAAGCAAAAUCCUAUCUGAAACAAAGUAUAAAUAUAACUCCUGAAAUAGCAUCUGCUGUAAUAAAGGAAUGCCACAAGAUGAAUAUAGAUUGUAUUGUUGCUCCGUACGAGUCUGAUGCACAAUUGGCAUAUUUCAAUAUAAAAGGAAUUGCUGAACUAGUCAUUACAGAGGACUCAGAUUUGAUGUUGUUUGGAUGCACAAGAGUGAUUUACAAACUAGAUAUGCAGGGUUGUGGUUAUCUAGUAGAAGCAGAUAAGCUACACUUAGCCACGAAAAUUCGACCAGAUAGUUAUACCUUCGACAAAUUCCGUUACAUGUGCAUUCUGUCUGGUUGUGAUUAUGUAGACUCCUUGCCAGGUAUAGGGCUCAAAAAAGCCGAGAAAUUCUUUGCGCUUACUGAAGAGACUAAUCCCUUAAUUUUUUUAGAUAAAGUACCAAGAUACCUCAAUAUGCGACACCUUCAAAUAUCUGAAGAAUAUAAAGAAAAGUUCAUGAUAGCCGAUGCCACAUUUCGCCACCAAACAGUGUUCGAUCCGUUUAAGAAAAGAUUAGUUCCUCUUACAGAACCUGAAGUUUGUGGUACAAAUCCAAAGUACUGUAAAAAUGCUGGAGAAAUAUUCAGUCAUGACAUUGCUUAUCAAGUAGCACUUGGCAACCUCCAUCCCACUAAACACAGUGAACUGAAUAGUUGGUCCCCUACAAAAGCAGGUGUAUCAAAUAGCAGUAUAUGGUCUGGUGUUUACAAGAAAAUCAUUCCACGGAAAGAGCAUCUGUUCACAUCUACUCCUAAGAAUAAACCCAAAUUUGAACACAAAAUUGAAAUUUUAGACUAUGAGAAGCUGAAAGCUGAAGAGGAUCAAAAAAUUGAAGAGGAGCUUCAAGUAUACUGUAGGAAGUCAACAGACAAGUCCGCAUGUAGAAUUGACAUAGAUGAAUCAAAUAAAGAAUCUCCGCCUGAAAACAACGUUGAAACCUCACCUGUUUUAAAAAGAAAUCCCUUCAUCAAGAGGUUGAGCAAGUUCAAAAGCACCAGUAGCAUAGAGAAGGGUAUUAUAGUAAAAAGUAGAUUUUUCUGUCAGCCUGCUGAGGAUUCAGCAAAAAUAGAUAAAACAGUUUGUGCAGACCAACAAAAUAAUGAACUGAAAACUGUUGAAAUUGUAUCCCCAGAAAGUAUCUCACACAGCAUUAUAGAGUGUAGGGAAGAAACUGACAGUAUUAAAUUGAACGAAAGUAUUGAUGUUUUUAAAACAGAACCUUUUAUAAAAGAUGUUAUAGAUCUGAAUGUGGAGGAUACACAUACAGAGGAGGAAAAAAUCUGUGUCAAUAGGCCGGAGUCCAGUAUCUCUCAAAAGGUUUGCAUUCACUUUUACAAUAUUAUACAGAGAUAA